Molecule: messenger RNA, 4021 nt
Organism: Fundulus heteroclitus (mummichog)
Lineage: Eukaryota; Metazoa; Chordata; Actinopteri; Cyprinodontiformes; Fundulidae
Gene: fgd4a
Product: FYVE, RhoGEF and PH domain containing 4a
Biological process (GO): filopodium assembly; cytoskeleton organization
Cellular component (GO): cytoplasm
Molecular function (GO): metal ion binding; guanyl-nucleotide exchange factor activity
Source: RefSeq, a predicted model, not a curated record
GGUGACUUUGGAGGGAGACCGAGGAUCCAGCUGGCCGGCUGAGACUCUUCACGCUGUUACGGAACUCCCGUGGGUGCUCGCUGGUUGGGAGUCGCGUCUUGGACCGGGACGGGACCGGUGACGCACAUGCGCUGCCGCUGCGCAGCUGCUGGACUCGGCUUUGGGUUUGCUGAGCAGAGGGGAGCGCGUUUCUCCAGCUGCACUUUUCUCUCAGUCUGUGCUCGACGCUGAGCGCCCUCGUCGGCGGAGGUCUGUGAUGAUUGAGCAAAGUCCGGAGGAGAGGAAAAUGGAGGGCUUCAACAGGGUCGCUUUCCGGAGGAAGCAGCGAAGUCUGGGCAGCGCGCAGGGACGAGCUGCGGCAGACAGGAAAGGCAAAACUCCUUGCUUCCAGACCAGAAGCUCCGGCGAUGAGUCCUGCAUAGCGGUGAAAAUCGAACAGUCUAAAGCAACACGGAGAACAAGAGAGACGGCUCGCCGCUCAAACAGACCAGCAAAGCCUCCAACGGCAGCCCGGUUUAUCGCGCCCACCCGAGGACCGACAUCAGCAAGAUCCAGGAGAAGUUCUCCUCCGCGGCGGGCGCCACGCAGGAUGCCAAGAAGCCGGCGUCCAACGGGGUGUUAGCGCAGAUGGAGCCGGACAAGACGACGGAGGAGGAGGAGGAGACGCACAACAGUAUGAGGAUAGAGACUGCUGAGCUGGUAAACGGGGAUGUGGAGAGAGCAGACCAGGUGGACGAGCCUUCGCCUCCGAGCCACACGGACAGGACGGCGCCGGAGAGCCGCGCCGAAGACGAGGACGGCGACAAAACGGCAGAAGCGGUGCAGAAGAGCGAAGACGAGAGCUCUGAGCAGAAGGAGACGAAUGAACAAAAGCUGUUUAAGAUCGCCAGCGAGCUCCUGCACACAGAGAAGGCCUACGUGGCCCGACUCAACCUGCUGGACCAGGUAUUCUGUGCCAGGAUGAUGGAGGAGGCGAAUAAAGGCACCUUCCCCGUGGACGUGGUGAAGAACAUCUUCUCCAACAUUACCUCCAUCCACGCCUUUCACAGCCAGUUCCUGCUUCCUGCUCUGGAGAAACGCAUGGGGGAAUGGGCAUCCACACAGCGGCUCGGGGACAUUCUGCAGAAACUCACACCCUUCCUCAAAAUGUACGCCGAGUAUGUGAAGAACUUCGACAAGGCCAUGGAGCUGCUGAAGCAGUGGACUGACCGCUCGCCUCCGUUCAAGGCUAUAAUCCAGGAGAUACAGAGUCAGGAGAUCUGCGGCAGUCUGACGCUGCAGCAUCACAUGUUGGAGCCGGUGCAGAGGGUUCCUCGAUACGAGAUGCUGCUGAAGGACUACCUGAAGAAGCUGCCUCAGGACGACCCUGACCGGACAGAUGCAGAAAAAUCAUUAGAAAUCAUCGCUACAGCAGCCACUCACUCCAACAGCGCCAUUAGAAAAUCCGAAAACCUAAAGAAACUGAUGGAGAUAUACGAGAUGCUGGGAGAGGAGGAGGACAUCGUUAACCCGUCCAACGAGUUCAUCAAGGAAGGCCACAUCCUGAAGCUGGCAGCCAGGAACACCUCAGCCAUGGAGAGAUACCUCUUCCUGUUCAACAACAUGCUGCUCUACUGCGUGCCUAAGUUCAGCCUGGGAGGAACCAAGUACACGGUGCGGACCAGAAUCGGGAUAGACGGCAUGAAGGUGCUGGAAACCAGCAACGAGGACUACCCCCACACCUUCCAGGUGUCGGGCAAAGAGAGGACCCUGGAGCUUCAGGCCAGCUCGGAGCAGGACAAGGCCAGCUGGAUCAAGGCUUUCCGGGAGACCAUAGAGAUCUUCCAGCAGAAGAACGAGUCGUUCAAGAACGCGCUGAAGGACGUGGAGGAAGUUUCGAAAGCAGAGCUGGGGAAGCGGGCUCCUCGCUGGAUCCGUGACAAUGAAGUGACGAUGUGCAUGAAGUGCAAGGAGCCGUUCAACGCCAUCACACGGCGGAGACAUCACUGCCGAGCCUGCGGCUUUGUGGUGUGCUGGAAAUGCUCCGACAACAAGGUGCAGCUGGAAUACGACAACAACAAGGUGAACAAAGUCUGCAGAGACUGCUACUGCAUCCUGACGGGAGAAGGAGUCACCGAGGGCAAAAGGAAGGGCAUCCUGGAGAUCGAUGCAGCUCAGAUCACAGACAGCAGCAUCAUGUGCGGCUUCCUGCAGCACACCGAGAAAGGCAAGCUUUGGCAGAAGGUGUGGUGCGUCAUCCCCGAGAAGGAGUGUCUGGUGCUCUACCUCUACGGGGCGCCGCAGGACGUGAAAGCCCUGUGCACCAUCCCCCUGCUGGGCUACACGGUGGAAGACAACCCUCGGCACGCGGACGUCUCAGCCAGCUUCCGCCUGUCCCAGUCCAAGUCUGUCCACAACUUCGCCGCCGAGACCGAGGAGCUCAAGCAGCGCUGGCUGAAGGUCAUCCGAGUGGCGGUGAGGGGAGAGAUGCCCGCCCCGCCGGAGACCAGCGACGGCGGCACGUUGGAGAACAGCAACACGCAGGAAGCCAACUGCGACGACUCCUAGGUGGGGCGCUGCCCACAAACCAAAACUGCUGCGGGACUUUCCUCAGCAUCCAACCUGUCGGUCCCUUUAGGACGGACGGAUGCAGAGACUCCUCCUCCCUGUCCCUAAAGACUCCGUGGAGCGACUAGUGCUGGAUAAGCUGCCCUGCCUGUUAUCUCCUGCUGGACCUGUGCUGGAUUACUAACAUUUCUGCUACAAUCAACACUAGAGCAGAGGGGCUUCGGGAUGCUUCCCUCAUAACGAGCACUAUAAAGGAGGCGGCGCUCCACGCGUUUGAUUUCGUGAAUCAAACCGCGUCUGCUGGUGCUGUAAAUUGGGCUUCUUGUACAGAACGCUUUGGUUUUUAUUCCAAAAGUAACUUUUUCUUGUCAUUUAUGUACAGAAAUUUAGUCCCAAGGUUUUCUUCCACGAAAAGAAGAAACGUCUUAAUGUCGUGGAAGACAUUUUCAGUAUUCGCCUCGUCGCAGUGCUUGAGAUGCCGCCUAACCCAGAACUCAGACCAUGAAGCUGGAUAACGACGCUCUCGCCUCGGUCUGAGCCACUGGAUGCAUCCCAGCAAUCUGCUGAACAGACCAUAAAAAUACUUAGUGUUGGGUAAAAACCUGGACUGAACUAUUUGAUGAACAUGGUUCACCUUCAUGAGCUAAACAAAUGGUGGGAUUCUUAGCUUUUUUUUCCAGAAUUAUUGUUAAAAUCUUGUCUCUUUUAAGCUCAAUAUAUCAUUAAAGGACUAAUUUAUUUAAAAAUUCAACUUUAAAAAAAAAUGUUGAAAACAAUUAUCCACCAUGCAGUCAAAAGCGUUUUUAUAUUAUUAGCUGGUUUUAUUGAAGUGUAUAAACUACAAUGACAUCAGGUUGACACUAUGUGCAGAACGGCCCAGUUUUAACAAUCAGAACUUAGUGGAAAAUAACGUUCCUGCGGGUUUUUUAAAACAGAAAUGCCUUCAGGAAAACGAGCACAAGUUAAAAACGUGUAAAAGUCAGAAGCUUAAACACACGUUUGAUUGAAACCUCUGUUGUCCUUUGGAUCAGAACCAGCACUGUUGUGUUUUGUUGCGGGCUGACGGAUCGCCGAAGGAAGAAAGAUGAACGUCGUGUUUCUGUUUGAUGGGAAAGCAGCGAGUCUAAAUGUGUUUUUAAUGCUGUUCUUUUUUUAUUUAAAGUAACUUAUAGAGAAUAUGACGAUCACAGACUGUUCCUCCGGUGGGUCCCUUCUCUUUGUUUCCGGUGAUGCCGCCAACGCUGCCAGGGGAAAAUGUGCCUAUGUUUUUCUAAAUUAUGCUCCUGUGCACAACGGUUUCCUUCCUCAGUAUUUGAAUAAAGCAAAGAGAGCACAAGCCUCCUGAUGAUAAAUCUGAAUGUAAAUCCAUAUUUGUUGUAAUCUCAUCCACUUCCCAAACGUCUGAGGAUCUACGCACUUUACGCCCCAAAAAGAAAAGUGUACCUGCGAGGAAAAUAAACGACAUCCAACGAUC